Molecule: messenger RNA, 939 nt
Organism: Rotaria sordida
Lineage: Eukaryota; Metazoa; Rotifera; Eurotatoria; Philodinida; Philodinidae
Source: the annotation of a GenBank genome assembly
AUGUCGUCAACACCAGUUUCUUCGUCUGUAGCAGCACCAAAAUCUGGUGUUCAAUCAGCGAACAACAAAACCAAAGAAGAAUCAUCGAAAGAAGGUAACAAUGCUACUACAACCGUACAACCAUCAUCUCGUCCAUCAUCGACAGUUAAACAGCCAGCAGCAGCAGCAGCAGCAGCAACUACUGAAACUCGACCUGGAUCAGUAGCAAAAAAUCCAUCGCAAGAUACUACUAAUCGGCCAGCAUCUGCUGUAAAAGUUGAUCCUACUCUUACACCAGCUUCUGAUGCAACAACUACUGCUCCAACAACUGCAAGACCACCAUCAGCUAGCCAAAAACAGGAUGCAACAACAACAAAUAAUACAAAUACUGCUUCGACAACUUUAAGACCACCAUCAGCAAAUAAAAAGCCAGAAGAUACAGUUGCGAACAAUGCUACAACUGCUCCGCCAGGCUCAAGGUCACCAUCAGCAAAUAAAAAACCAGAAGAUACAGUUGCGAACAAUGCUACUCCUGCUCCAUCAAGCUUAAGACCACCAUCAGCGAGCAAUGCUGCUACUGCUCCAUCAGGCUCAAGACCACCAUCGGCUAAUCGAAAACAAGAAGGAACAGCUGCAAACACUAGCAUUGUUGGACAACCAGAUACAUCGGCUCCGGUUGAUCCAAAUGGUCCUAACACAACACAACCAAUUAUAGGACCACCACCAUCAGCAGCUACAAAAGAAGCUAGUGGAGAACCUACUACUACUACUACUGCUACUCUUGUUGCUGCAGUUCCACUUAAUAAUUUACCAGAAGGUACAGCACCAUCUGAUAAUAACAAUCCAGUUUCAACUCCUGCUGCGCCACCACCUGACAAUAACAAUCCAGUUUCAGCUCCCGCUGCAGCACCUUCUAUUCCAUCACGUGCUAGUUCGGCAUCAAAAAAACCUUCCACAUGA